Messenger RNA from Pseudophryne corroboree (corroboree frog), 2720 nucleotides. RefSeq lists its product as uncharacterized. NCBI's taxonomy places the organism in Eukaryota, Metazoa, Chordata, Amphibia, Anura, Myobatrachidae. The record is from RefSeq and is a predicted model, not a curated record. Gene Ontology annotation, biological process: cellular response to lipopolysaccharide; regulation of transcription by RNA polymerase II. Bases 434 to 1603 code for a protein of 389 amino acids. The transcript is spliced from 8 exons.
UUCCUGUUACAGCUUCAGAGAGAACUUACUAUGACAUGUGACAGAAUAAAAAAGAUAUAUACUGUACAAGGAGAGAGAAAGGGCACAGUAAGAUGAUAGAGUAAGACAGAGUCAGAGGAAUAGAGUGAUACGUAACAGAUAAUAAGUAGUAAAUGGUGAGAAACACAACAGUAGACGAGCUGUAAGGGAAACUUAUAUAGAGAAAAAAAUUACAGCUUGUAUUAGAGAAAACGUAACAUUUAUAUGCAGGUGGUAAGUGCAGAGGAGAUAGUAUAGAUAGACAGAAAGGUAGGUCAGUGGGGGAUGGUAAAGAGACUGAGGGGGAAAAAAGAGGAACAAGUCAUAUAAACUGUUGUGACAGAAAGCACAGGAACACCAGACUCCAGCACUUACGGCUACCAAACCUCCCGGAAUCACUAAUACCAAGGAUCAAAUGGCCAGUACCUUCCUCCAUUACUCAAGUUCACUGGUAAAUAUAGAUACAGAUUUUGGAUCAAGCUGGGCAGGUGAUGAAGAACCUUCUUAUGAAUUAGAUGGCAGUACUUGCCUGCCUUGUAAAGUGCACAUGGCUCCUGUUUCUGGUGACAGACUGGACUCUGAGAGCCAAAGGACUGUGAUUACAGAGAGUAUGUCAGUGACUGCAUCUGAUGAGGAAAAACUGCAACUUCUCAACAAAAACACAGAACUUCGGAGGCUGAAUGCAGAGCUGAUGAAACUCAACCAACAAUGGGAUGAGAUUUAUCACAGUGCAACACAAAAGAUGCAUCUUACAGUACGGGAGCUUCAAGAUGAGGUGCAGAGUCUAAGACAUCACAGCGAUAAACUGAGUCUGAAGCUGGAGCACGAGCAGAAUAAAAAAGAAUUCUAUGAGACUUCACUGUUCCAAGAGAUAAAGAGAAACCAGAAGUUGCAGGAGCAUGUGAGACAUCUAGAGGGUAUUCUGCACUACAACACCCUUUCUCAAUGUGGCGCACACAAUACCACAGAAAUUAAAAGCCAGUCAGAUCGUGGACGAUCCAAUUUGCCUGGUGUCAUGACACAGAAAGUGAGCCUUCAAGGAAGUUCAAAUCAUUCUGCUGAGAAUGUUGCUCCAGCUUCCAAUCACCAAGUGCAGGAUCGGGGCCACCAUCUUCCAAUGAAGACCUCCAGGAGUCAUCAGAAUAAGCAAGAUGCUAAUGCUGUAACGACUGAGCAGGACAUAAAUCAACUGAAGGAACAGCUUCAGGCUCUCAAAUGUCAGACAGAAAUUUAUGCUGCAGAUUAUAAAACAGAGCACACAGACCGGCAACGCAUGAAAACUGAGAAUGACAAGCUGAGGAGGAAGGAGAGAGAAAUGAGGGAGCAAAUGCUGAUACUAGAGGAGCAGUUAAAAGUUUAUGAAGAUGAUUUCCGAAAGGAGCGUUGUGAUAAGCAAGUCCUGCAGCGUUUACUCAAGAGCCGCAAUUCUACUCGCGAGCCAUUACUCGUACACCGAUGCAAUAACGCGACCCCCCAAAAAGGGUUAUUUGUAGACACUGAAGUACAUUCCAGGAGUGGUAGCAGAAGGCAGCAGAGUGGAACAGAUGUGGAGAAUCAAACUGAAAAUCGUCAUAUUGGAUUUUAGCAAUGUGCCCAUAUAUGCAUGCCAAUUAAAUAGAAUGUACAGAUGUGUCUAUAAAGAAAUAUCAAUUUUAAUUAAAAAACAUAUGAACCUGGAGUUUCUAAGUAUGACAAUUUGGAAACUAAUUACUUUUCCUAUGAUUAUUUCCUUCUCUAAAGUAUCUUGUAUACUAUGGAGUCCUACAACAAAUAUAUAGUAUGAUUAUUGUAGCUCAUAUAGGGCCAGAUGUACUAAGCCUGGGAGAUUGAUAAAGUAGAAGGAGAUAAACUACCAACCAAUCAGCUCAUGUCAUUUUUCAUACACAGCCUAUAACAUGGCAGUUAGGAGCUGGUUGGUAGUACAUCUCCCCCUAUAGAAUGUUCAAUGUUAUAGGUCAGUGGUCACUUCAUCAGAAAUACAGGGGCAGGAUAGCAGACCAACCAGAGUAACCCCCAUACAAACAUUGGGUCCAAAUCAUUAUGGCAUUUGUGUUAGUGUUUUGUUACUGAUUAAACUUAGUUGUAGCUGGGAUUCUUCACUGCUAACCAAUUAGAAGUACAUGCUCAUUGCAGACUAUUUAACACUAAAUAAAAUACCAUAAUGUAUAUCAGACAUGCACGAAAAAAUCCCAGCCACACUGAAUUAGUAAUGGUUAUUCAUAAAAGGUCAAAUGCUUCUUUAUUAUUUAUUUUUAUUAUUUAUAAUAAUCACUUAAGUUUGUGUAUAAAGAAAAUGUUUUGAAAUGAACCAUGUGCUGUGUAUCUAUCUAUCUAUCUAUCUAUCUAUCUAUCUAUCUAUCUAUAUAUAUAUAUAUAUAUAUAUACACACAUAUAUAAAAAUGGAUGUAUGUGUGUAUGUACAGUAUGUUCCAGCAUAACUCUGGAAUGCCUGGAGCAAUCUACACCAAGAUUGGUACACAUACGACUUACAAUCUGGAAAAAAUUAUUAUUGGAGUAAGACACCCCUACGGGUGGGGGUAGGAUAGGGGUUACAUGUAAAAAUCCAUCGUUUUCGGGGUUGCUGAGAUGAAUAGUGACACCCCCGAUGCCGUUUCAGUCCAAGUUCAGCCCCCAUCAGCAUGGAGGGUGCGAAGGGGUAAAAAAUGACUUUAUAAUUCUUAUACUGUACUUAUACUUUUAAU